GACCGUCAGAGAGAGCACUGAGAAGCAAAACACACCAACGUGAGGAGGUCAGAAGUGGUUACCAGUUCUCGGAUUGCUACAAGACUGAAAUUCAUCCGAAGCAUUGGGGAUACGCACACUGUGGUGAAGCAUUGUCCCGUUUUAAAAGAAGACGACCAAGCUGGCCCUCCAGCAUCCACCUUUAGCGCCGGAAAGCUUUGUCAGCUAACGCGAGUUAGCUAAGUUAGCAGUUAGCUCGUUUCAUACGUAGCUGACCUCUAUCACAACAGCCUCGGAUUGAGAGACCCUGUCCCCCGUCUCUUCACCCCACACCGUCGUUAUUCUUGCAUGGUGCUCCGCGAACGGUUGCCGAAUAUGAUACACAAUGAGUCAAAGAGAUACCUUAGUUCAUCUGUUUUCUGGAGGAUGUGGGGGUACGGUAGGAGCCAUACUGACUUGUCCGUUGGAGGUCGUGAAGACUCGUCUGCAGUCAUCAUCCAUCACUCUUUUUGUGUCUGAGGUUCAGCUAAGUACUGUCAAUGGAGCUAGUAUGACCCGAAUAUCUCCACCAGGCCCCCUUCACUGUCUCAGAUUGAUAUUGGAGAAAGAAGGGCCUCGCUCUCUUUUCAGGGGCCUGGGGCCAAACUUAGUGGGUGUGGCACCUUCCAGAGCGAUCUACUUUGCUGCUUACUCCACUGCCAAAGAGAAACUUAAUGGCGUGUUGGAACCAGACUCCACACAAGUGCACAUGGCAUCGGCAGGAAUGGCAGGUUUUACAGCCAUCACAGCGACAAAUCCAAUAUGGCUCAUAAAAACCCGCCUACAGUUGGAUGCAAGGAACCGAGGAGAGCGGAGGAUGAGUGCGUUUGAGUGCAUACAUCGGGUGUAUAAAGCAGAUGGCCUGCGAGGCUUCUACAGGGGAAUGUCAGCUUCCUACGCUGGUAUCUCAGAGACUGUGAUCCACUUUGUUAUCUAUGAAAACAUUAAGCGGCGUCUCUUGGAGGCCAAGGCGCCGCAGAACAUGGACGAUGAAGAGGAUGCUUCAAAAGAUGCCUCCGACUUUGUUGGAAUGAUGCUUGCUGCUGCCACAUCCAAGACCUGUGCCACAAUUAUUGCUUAUCCUCACGAGGUAAUUCGCACCAGGCUACGAGAAGAAGGCUCCAAAUACCGCUCUUUUUUUCAGACUCUAACAACUGUGCCCAAAGAAGAGGGCUACCGCGCCCUGUACCGGGGUCUAAUUACACAUCUGGCACGCCAGAUCCCCAACACUGCUAUCAUGAUGUGCACCUAUGAGCUGGUGGUCUACCUCCUGAACGGUUAAAGUCUUCCUUUAAUGUAGUCAGUUAGGACAACCCUGCCGAUGCUGAGAGAUAAAAAAAAGAAAACAGGAUCUCCUGCACACCAGCACAUCUAAAAAUCUGUCAGAAAAGAACCAGAAAGCGCCAAAAAUAAGAGUGGUUAAAACAAAUUAAACCUUUAAGUUUUGUUUUAUAAGCAAAUAGUGUGGCACAAAGAGUAGUGUUGGACACGUUUUGCUAUCUGGGUUUAGCUUUUGGCAAAGCAGCAGCCCCCCUGUUUUCAUUUCUGGUUUAAUCUUUGUCUCCCACUUUGAGUUAUGUCAGAUUCAGAGCACCUGACAUCCAGUUUAUUCUGCUUCUGUCGUAACUUGAAAUAAAUUAACCGUUUAAAACUUUUGAACACGUGUUUCACACAGUUAGUCGUGUUUUAGUUCUCUACCGGUUUACUUUACAAGUAGCACCCAGUAUUUCCUGCAUCCCUCAAGAGAAAGGAUGACAGUCAGUAGCUGCUGGGCAACGCUGCAGUGGAUCACAAAUGUUCUGAAGUCAGAAAAAUAAAAAAACAGGGUGACUUGAGGCCUGAUGAGGCAGGGUAAACAGAAAAAUAGGUUAGAGUAGGAGGUAACAGGUGAUGUGCCUUGUGUGGAAAUGUAACAUAGACCAAGAUGCAGGGUUCUGUUCGACCUUCGAUUAGAAGCAGAUUAAAUGACGAGACGCACAAGUUUUUAACAAACACAGAUGCACUCUUAGAAACGUUUUCAACAUCUCGUUGGAAUACAAGAGUCGAGAUGUAUUUAUAUCAAGUGUGUAUUAUAGACUUACAUGUAAUCUGAAGAUUGUGAAUGUGUUGCGGUUAAUUACACAAUUUUUAAAA
Molecule: messenger RNA, 2151 nt
Organism: Austrofundulus limnaeus
Lineage: Eukaryota; Metazoa; Chordata; Actinopteri; Cyprinodontiformes; Rivulidae
Product: solute carrier family 25 member 36-A
Biological process (GO): pyrimidine nucleotide import into mitochondrion
Cellular component (GO): mitochondrion
Molecular function (GO): pyrimidine nucleotide transmembrane transporter activity
Source: RefSeq, a predicted model, not a curated record